GAGAGAGGGAAUGGAAAUCUAUCAAAAUCGUUCAUUGCGCUAUUGGGAGAAGAAGUUUACAUCAAAUUUUCUACAGUUUACUCCCUUUUACUACAACAUUCAACAAAACUCUACUGCAUCCCAACACAACAAUGGCUAAGGGUGCGCGCUCAAGCUCUAUCAAGGCAAACAAUUCCGCCUUGAAAUCCAAAGUCUUUGGUCCGGUCGAGAAUGCACGAGCAGAGAGGAUGCAUGCGAAACUCAUGGAAUUGAUUUCGCAACCCAAGCCAUCGGCGAAGACAGAAGAUGUGGACAUGGAAGCAAAAGAAGGAAAGGACGGCGAGGCGUCUGCAAAAGAUACCUCGAAUGCCGCCGCCGCAGCUCAAGAAAAGCCAUCCGAAGAAAUGGAGGUAGAUGCUAUCAGCAAGGUUGGCUCCAAGUCAAAGAACCGCAUCUCGAAGAGAAAAGUUAGCAGCCGCAAAUCCCAGAUGACUUUCACUACAUACAAGAACGGAAAGAAAGUAGGAGGAGGCAGAAAGCAAAAGAUCUAUUGAGGCGCAUUGAGAUGCUGGAAGUCGACAAUCAAUCAUAAUUUAUAGGCGCAUCGGACUAUCUGGUUUUGGGGGCAAUGGAGUUCAUGGCGAGGGUUUUGUUACACCUCAUGGCAGAUAAAAUCGAGGAGUAGUUCAACGGACUUCAAGAAAUUAGAUUAUACCAAGAAUUUGAAAGUUUCA
Molecule: messenger RNA, 713 nt
Organism: Botrytis cinerea B05.10
Lineage: Eukaryota; Fungi; Ascomycota; Leotiomycetes; Helotiales; Sclerotiniaceae
Exons: 3
Coding region: 132-533 (133 amino acids)
Cellular component (GO): preribosome, large subunit precursor
Source: RefSeq, a predicted model, not a curated record